Messenger RNA from Paralichthys olivaceus (Japanese flounder), 930 nucleotides. RefSeq names its product cyclin-dependent kinase 2-associated protein 1. Gene Ontology annotation, cellular component: cytoplasm; nucleus. NCBI's taxonomy places the organism in Eukaryota, Metazoa, Chordata, Actinopteri, Pleuronectiformes, Paralichthyidae. The record is from RefSeq and is a predicted model, not a curated record.
UGGCCCUGCAGAGGGGGCCUGAUCUGAGGGGACACGCAUAAAGAGCUGCGCUUCUCCUCCUGGAUCUCAUUUGAGCAGGACAGCGGAUCCACGGCCACAUGCCUCCAUAAUAAAGUGGAUCCUUCAAUCCGAUCACCAACACUAAAUGACCUGGACCCUUAUUUUUAUUUUUCUGUCAUUAACACAGAUGAGUAUCAGUAGAGGAAGUAAUGGACGCGGCCCCACAAACAAAGACAGUUGGAAAUCUCCAGUCUCCCUCAGCAGCUAACCUGGCCACGUUGCAGUCUUACAGGCCUCUCCUGAGUGACUACGGACCUCCAUCUCUGGGAUUCUCACAGGGCUCCACUGGCAGCCAAGUGCCUCAGAACAAAUAUGCAGAGCUGCUGGCCAUCAUCGAAGAGCUUGGGAAGGAGAUCAGGCCCACAUAUGCUGGAAGUAAGAGUGCAAUGGAGAGACUGAAAAGAGGAAUUAUCCACGCUAGAGGGCUGGUGCGUGAAUGCUUGGCCGAGACGGAGAGGAACGCCAGGUCCUAGCUACGAACACACAGCCGUCCCUGCAAAAAGAACCAACAGUGUGUGUCUCAUGAAAACAAUAAAUAACUUGCAUGGCAUUUCCUUUGAGAGGAGGAAGUAAAUGAACAAAGGAUGGAAAAGCAAGCUCCUAGAGGAGAAAAAAAAUCAAUAACACAAUUCUUGACUCCUGAGGGUUGUGGAGGAUCAUUUUAAUUACAUGUGGGUUAUUGGAAUUCAAAUAUCAUGGAGGAUAUCAUGUGUUUUUAUGCCCCACUUUUGGGAUCUUAGUUUUGACUCAAUUUUUAAAGAAAUGAAUUUUAAACAAUUAUGCAUGCGAAAGGGCCCAUGGUUAAUUUGUAGACACUGCAUGGCUUGUACAGGGGUAGAUGGAGACUUCUUUUUGAUAGUGUUUGGUCUG